This is a messenger RNA of Chenopodium quinoa (quinoa), 2556 nucleotides long. RefSeq lists its product as uncharacterized. The transcript has 4 exons. The record is from RefSeq and is a predicted model, not a curated record. The coding region runs from base 874 to 2424 and encodes 516 amino acids. NCBI's taxonomy places the organism in Eukaryota, Viridiplantae, Streptophyta, Magnoliopsida, Caryophyllales, Amaranthaceae.
AACUUUUUUUUCAAAAAUCAAUAACUUUUCAUUUCUAACCCUAACCCUAAGUUCCCUAACUCCCUCACUCUCUCUGUCUCUCAGAGUCUGAGCCGACACCCUCCCAGGCCCAGCCUCCCUCCCUCACUCUCUCAGGAGACCACCACGUCCACCAGACGCCCACCGCCCUUCUGCACGCUGCAUCAGCCACCACGCGAAAAAUCCGGGCAUUAUAAGUUUGUUUUGUUUUUUUUAAUGUAAAUCUAAUUAUAUUUGGGUAUUUUGUAUUCGAAAUAUUGAAUUAAGUGUGAGAAUUUAUAUGUUUAUUCAUGUUUCAAUUGCUUAUAAUGAUUGUUUGAUGUUUGCAUGUUGAAUUUCUUUUUUUUUUUUUUUUAGUUCAUUUCAUUCGAAUUCAUGUUUUUUUUUUUUGGUUUUUUUGAGUUUAAAUAACUGUUUUCGAUUUCAUUUAGUAUGUUAGUUCAUUUGUUUCGAAUUCUUGUUGAAUUUUGGUUUCUUUCGAAUUGUGAAUUUAAUUUCUGUUUUUUCUUUUUUUUUUUAUUUUGGGGGUGGAGGUAUUCGGGGCUGGAUGCUCUAAUGGUGAUGAUUCUUGAGGUGGGUCGAAGAGUAGAGCAACGAAAUGGAAGGGGAAGAUGAACAGGAUUUGUAGGUGAACUUAUUUAUUUCGAAGACAUGGCUUCAGUUUCUGGUAAAGAAAAGAAAGAGAGGGAGAGAAUACUUUCUAGAAAAGGAACAACUGUAAAUCCAACAAAGCCGCCUGAAUUUGGUGCACCUAAUCCUCUAGAUUACGUAGAACAAUCCCUCUAUGAAUCAUUUAAGGAUCAAGAGAAAUAAUUUCAAGAUCCACUCUAUGAUGAACAGCAAAAGAAAGAGAGAAUGGAUAAAGGGAUUGACGGUCAUCGUGUGCAUAUUAGAUCUGAACCAGUGAUUGAGGUUCUUUCUGUGAGUCUCUGCAACCUAAACCAAAACGAUUGCACUUUGAACGCCAGCAACAAAGACGCAUGGGAGAUCUAUGGUACUGUUUAUGUCCAUGAUGGUAUGGAUCAUAUGGGUAUAGGCAGCAACCGUAUUGUUUUUUUUCAUCGAGAGGAGGAUGUUGAUGACCCGGAGAUCAUCCCUUUGGUUGGUGGUGCCUUAAGCCUAACUGGGCCUGAUAGUGUUAUGUCAAUGGUUAAACCAGUUAUUGGCAUACAUUUAUCAGACAAGCUUACAGGUGAAACCCUCAUUUUUAACUAUGUUCCUUUGCUCAAGACUACGGAUACGGCCGGACAACAUCAUCAGUUAGAACAAUUCCACAAAAUUACUGUUCCUGGUACUGCUUGUAGUGCUGAGGUGGAGUAUCUUGGUCUAACAUUUGGUGUUUAUGCCCAUGUCAAGGUCCAACUCGCUAAGCAACAAGUUGUGAGAAGUGUAAGCUAUGAAGAGGAUGAGGAAGAUGAGGAAUAUCUUGAUAUUUAUGGCACAAUUUCUGCUGCAUAUAAUCUUUAUUAUUCAGAAAACAAAGUUGAUUGCAUUAAUCUUUUUGAAAUCAAGGAGGAUUCUGACAAGUCUGAAAAGGUGAGAAUUAGGUUUCCUGUUACUGAAAUUACACUGUCCAGAUCUGUGGUUGCUGUGCCUGCGUAUUCACUUCUCACAAUUCAAAUGAAAUUAUGGGAUCGUGCUAAAAAUGAGUUAAUUGUUGAGGGCAGCUAUGACUUUGAAACGUGUAACUAUCCUACAAAUAUGAUUAUUUUUGGCCAAAAUUGUAUAGAUGCUAAAGUGACUAUUCAUUGGAGGGAACCAUUUCGUCUGGAUGAACCACUUAUCAAACAGCAUGAAUUUGACCCUCAGGAAUCCCUCUCUAUCCUGCCUAACUCACCAAGUAUCCCAGUAUUUCCUGUAGCAGAGGUGUUUUUUGUAUUUAUCGGUCGCCAAAAUGAGGAGCAGUUGAAUCUCUAUGGCAUGGUUAACUUUUGCAGCACCUAUGGCGUAUUUAAUCUCUUCAAAAGAGACAAAACUGAUCCUGUUAUCUUAUCCCCUGGCUGCAAUUUAUUACCUCUAAAAGGCCCUGGAGAUGCUCUCAUACCAGGGGACAGUUUUUAUGUGUCAGUAGACCUUGAGGAUGUUGAGGGUCGUGUGUCGAUCAAAGGGCUAGCUCACUCGAGUGUUGGAAUUGAUAAACAUUUGAGUUUUUGGCAUGAUUGCCUCUUGUGCUCAGUUAUAAGAAGUGUGCAAGAGCAUAGCUUUGCGGCUAUACAUUACACGGUCUUCUCUCAUGCAUUGAAGGCUACACUAAAGAUUCGUUUCCUUUUCAAUGGUGAACAUUCUACUCAAGCUUGUUGCAAAAUUUAUGGUAAUCUUGUUGUUAGCUAUGGUGAAUAUGGGUACGAAACGCCUUAUGAGAAAUUAUAUCAUUGGAUUGUACCGUGUUUGCUAAUUAUAGUAUAACUUGUAAUGUAUUGUACUUGGGCCUAUUCCGAAUCCUCAGAUAUCAAUCUAAUCCGAAAAUUUCAGAUAUUCGAAAUCUUUCGGAUUGGAUAUUACGGUAUCCGUUAUCCAAUAUCCGUUAUCUAAUAUUAA